AUGAGCGGUGGUGUGAGGAAACAGGUGUCCACAGGCGCAGCGCCCCUGACUGGCAGCGCGGUCAGGUCCCCCGGCCGCGGUCCAGGGAUCUGCUUCCACCGCGCCGCGGCGCGCCUGGGCGCCUCGGGGCACGGGCUGCAUCGUGUCCGCGGGUUCCGCAUCGCCCAAGUCAAGGCCAGCGCCCUUGAUGGCUCCGCGUUUGUGGGCACGGGCGCCGCGACAGUCUCGGAUGUCGGCGAGGGUUUGGGCGAUGUGGAGUGGCACCGCGACUUCAAGGACCGCUUCGUGGUGGGGGACGUGAUCGGCGAGGGCCAGCAGGGCCUGGUACGGGAGGCGGUGAGCCGCGAGACGGGCCGCGUGGCGGCGGUGAAGGUGUUGGCGCGGGAUGCCGGGGAGCACAGCCGGGCGGAGGAGAGCAAGGUGCGGUCGGAGGCCAGGUUCCUGCAGCGGUUGCAGAGCUGCCCGGCGGUGGCCAGGAUGUUCGGCGCGUACGAGGACGACGAGCACGUGUACAUCGUCAUGGAGCAGAUCGACGCCGGCAGCAUGGGCGACGCGCUGGAGGAGGCGGGGCGGUUCACGGAGUGGGAGGCCGCGUACCUGAUGCACGCGGUGUUCGGAUUCCUGGCCCACAGCCACGACGAGGGGAUCUUCUACGGCGACGUGAAGCCCGCCAACUUCAUGCUCUGCACGGCACCCUGCCAAGACUGCGAGCGGCAGUGCACCUCUGGCAGGCUUCGAGGGCUGAUUGUGAAGGCAAUCGACUUUGGAACGUGCCAGCAGAGGAUACCGGGCGUGCAUUUCCGAAAGAGGGCGGGCAGUCCCAUGUACAUGGCACCAGAGGUAUUCCUGGGCCGCUAUGACGUGGAAGCCGACCUCUGGUCCGCGGGAGUGAUGCUGUUUCAGCUCCUCAGCGGCAGGCUGCCCUUUGCAGAGUAUGACGAUGCGGGGGAGGUUGUCGAUAUUGGCAUGCACCUGGGCUUUUCAUUCGAGGGCACCGUCUGGGAGGGUGUGUCGUCGGAGGCCAAGGACCUGAUCAGCAAGCUGCUGGUGAGGAUUCCAAGGAAGCGAGUUUCGGCAAAGGCGGCGCUGGACCACAGCUGGUUCAAAAAUACCCUUGAACACGUGGAACGAAGGAAGGCUGGAAUGGAAGAAUCCAGCAUCGUGGCUGCGCCCGGCAUCGUGGCAGCUGAGGCACGGUGCCUUUGA
This is a messenger RNA of Ostreobium quekettii, 1206 nucleotides long. The record is from the annotation of a GenBank genome assembly. NCBI's taxonomy places the organism in Eukaryota, Viridiplantae, Chlorophyta, Ulvophyceae, Bryopsidales, Ostreobiaceae.